GCAUUUAUGAUGCCGCCCUACUCGAUAUCGUAAAUAGAGACGUCCUUGUACAGUCUCUGCUGCGUCAACAAUGGUAUUCCCGGCUGUUGGCGCUUCCCCUCAAGAUGCUCCGCCGCCUGCUGUUGUCAAAGAGUUUCAUUCGUAUUUUUGGUGGAUGAUUUUCGUCAUGCUCCUCUCAAUGGCUGUUUUGCAAGUAAUGACCGGGGAUGGCUUUGGCAUGUUCUUCACAAUUAUCCUGUCGAUUAUCGUGUACUACAUGGUGGCGGAUGGGUGUGCGAACAUGUCGCUGUACUGUCUCUUGGUCUUUGGACUUAUUUCCGGCUUCGAAGCUCUUUUCGGUCUACUGACACUUUUCAGUGUCCUAGGCGGAAGAAGUUCAACAUCAACGCUUGUCAAGAGCAGAGACAAAGAAAACAUCGUAUAUGAGACACAAGUGUCUGUACAUCCAUUCUUUGAUAGCAGACAAGGGACAAAAUACAACAUUCAGUCAGGGCUGCUGGUAGCCUUGCCCAUAGUCAUGCUGCUGAGCGCAGUAAUGUCUUGGUGGUCAUUCAAAGCCUAUCCCAGCAACCUAUUUGGAGAUGGGGAUGAGGAGGAGCCUCUUUACGCACCCGGACCGACAGGUACAUUUGGCGCUCCCCGCCAACGGCCUCAGGCACAGUCCACUCCUCCGCGGACCUUUCAGGGCCCAAGAAUCUUCGAAGGUCAGGGACAACGACUUGGUCAGUAGUGACUCAGUAGCGGUACAAAAUGGCAAGCUUUUGCAACUUGCAACCGACCAUCACUGAUCGCCUUCUGUCCAAAGGCCACCAAAGGCGAUGCUGUGUGCAGUGAGGAAAAGAAGAUGGCAGUUUCUGUCCG
This is a messenger RNA of Cladocopium goreaui, 861 nucleotides long. Lineage: Eukaryota; Dinophyceae; Suessiales; Symbiodiniaceae. The record is from the annotation of a GenBank genome assembly.